AUGUCUCAGAAAGGAGCUCAGCUGGAUUUGGAAUUCAUUUCCUGUUCGAUAUGUCUGGAUGUGAUGAAGGAUCCGGUCACUAUUCCCUGUGGACACAGCUACUGCAUGGGCUGUAUUAAACACUACUGGGAUGGAGAGAAACAGAAUGAAAAGGAGAGCUGUCCUCAGUGUAGGAAGGCCUUCACACCCAGACCUGACCUGGUUAAAAACACCAUGUUAGCAUUCCUGGUGGAGCAGCUGAAGAAGACUGGACUGCUUCGUGUUGAAAUGAAGCAAAAAGAGCUCAAUGUGAAUCGACAGCAGAGGAUCCAGGACCGAGAGGAAGAUGUGAAGCUGCUUCAACAGGAGGUGGAGGAAGUUGAUGCUUUAUUGUCACAAACCGAGCCCAAAACCAGAGCUGAAUUCUCUAAAUAUUCACGUGAAAUCACACUGGAUCCAAACACAGCAACCAAAGGGCUGUCCUUGUCUUUGGAGAACAGGAAAGUCACAGUCACAAAACGAAAACAGAUAUAUUUCAGUCACCCUGAUGGAUUAGAUAUCUGGCCUAAGGUCCUGAGUAGAGAGGCUCUGAUUGGACGAUGUUACCUGGAGAUCGAGUGGAGAGGGUAUCAACUGGAUUUGGCCCUCACAUACAAAAGUGUCAACAUGAACGAGGAUGAAAUUGGAUUAGGAUUCACAGACAGAUCUUGGAGUUUGAGAUGUGAGAACCACUAUUUUUCCUUUUGGUUUAAUAACGUGGAAACUCCCCUCUCAGGUGCUCGUUCCAACAGGAUAGGAGUUUACUUGGAUCACAGUGCAGGGGUUCUGUCUUUCUACAGCGUCUCCAGUGAAACCAUGACCCUCCUCCACAGAGUCCAGACCACCUUCACUGAGCCUCUCUACGCUGGAGUUUGCUUUUAUGACAACUUUGGAGACUAUGCUGAGUUCUGUAGACUUAACUAG
Messenger RNA from Trematomus bernacchii (emerald rockcod), 942 nucleotides. Its product is annotated as tripartite motif-containing protein 16-like protein. Bases 1 to 942 code for a protein of 313 amino acids. The transcript has a single exon. The record is from RefSeq and is a predicted model, not a curated record. NCBI's taxonomy places the organism in Eukaryota, Metazoa, Chordata, Actinopteri, Perciformes, Nototheniidae. Gene Ontology annotation, molecular function: protein binding.